AUGGCCAAGCCCCAAAUUCAGGGUCUUUUUGUUAGCUUCUGCUCGGCCCACGACGACGGCGGCGGCGGCGGCGGCGGUGUCGGGCGCGGGUCUUCAGGGAUCAUGGGUGUAGUGAAUUGGGAUUCAUUUGCAGGUGGCUGGGGGAUGUGUCGGUCGGCGGCAGGCGCAAGUGACUUGCAGCAAGCAGGAGCAGCCGGCCUGCCUUCCAAGACCCCAAGAAACUCUCUCAAAGUGGCAGCCAUGGAAGAAAUGCAGACGUGCGUGCAUGCACCGGUCAAACAAAUCGCUGUCCCAGACUCGUACCUAACCCCCCAAGUCGCCCAGAGUCCAAAAGUCGGUCUUCUCCCUCCCUCGCUCGCUAUCCACCGGCUGAAACGCGGCAAGGUCCAUCCUGCGCUCAGCAGUUGGCGCGACACGGUCCACGGUCCACCGACGAUACCUUCCAAUCCCAACCCACGCCCCGACUCCCUCUUCCCUCUCCUCCCCCUGCUCUCUCUCCCACCUCCACUGCUAGCCUCCCGCCCCAGCUCCACCGAGGCACGCACUGGCCCUGGCCCUGGCCCUGGCACGAGUAGGUAUGUAUGUAUAUAUCUAUACAACCCGCUCACCGCCACCCCCAUGACUGCCGCCCAUUCGUCUUCCUCGCCCUUGGGAGCGAGCGAAGAUCUGCACCCCCAGCAUCUGCUCCACCGCCUUGAAGCCAUGUCCACCGCAAAUGACCGCGACCGCCCGGCGACUACGACGACCACCACGACCCCUACGACGGCGACCCCAACCACCAUGACAAGCACGACGACGACGACGAUUUCAACUUCAACUCCAACCCCAACCCCAACUUCGACUUCGACUCCAAGCCAGACGCCUGGUCACGACUCCACUACACCUUCGCUGCAACAGAACUCUUCCCUUCCUCCCUCCUCCCCCAUGAACAACAGCCCAAAACCGCCAGCCUCUCGAGCGAGCUGCCGGCUAGAGGACACGGUGGACCUGGGCCAAGGCAACCACACCCUGUCACGGCAGCUCAGUAACGCGUCCGACGACAGCAGCACCUCGCGCCGACCCUCCACACCACGCUCUCAGACAGCUCCUUCCCCCGACACCAUGACGCCCGCCCACGCCCAGCUUCCUCGCAACCGAUCUCCCUAUGCGCGAUCUCACCUGCGUACCCAGAGCACCUCGGCCCUGCCCAGGGCACCUCCCAUGACGCGCGCCCACUCUCUCCCGACGGUUAUGCAGCCCAUCGGGAACCUCAUGCUCUCACCUACCCUGACACCGCUUGCCCGCCCGGUCUCGCCUCUGCGCUCGCCCAAGCGAACACGAAGCCCCCGCGAUGCCGACGCGCGCGCGAUGCCAGCAAGCCCACACGAGCGCUAUGGCUCUGGACUGCGCCCGGCCUCGAUAGGCUCCUUUGAGGGCGCACCCAGCGUCUGCGAUAUAUCAGAGGACGCAGAGCUGGACCUCACACCGCGUGCCGCUUCGGGCGUGUCGAGCUUGUACAGCAGCACCGGCUCGCUCUCUAGGCGAAGACGGCCAGCAUCGCCACUGUACCACGUCUCCGUCUCUUUGCCCGGUCUCUCGUCCAACCCUUCGAGCACCAGCACGCCGACCUCGACCACCUCUUCACCGCUUCUUGCCGCUUCCAAGUUCAAUGAGCAGUACCCGCCAUCGCUUGCCUCGUCGUCUGUGCCCUCGACCCCAACCUCGAUGCGCUCUCGCAGUCCAUCCAUCUCUUCUCUCGAGACCAUUGAAGACAGUCCGGAUGCAGAAGAGGAGGCGAUUGAGGCUGACCGCAUUGCCCGACUCAAGGCCGCAGCGGACCGUGAGGAGGGUGAGGAGCAGAGGCGGUCUAGCUUGGACCAGCCCGAUGGCCGUGGCCGUAGCCUUGGCUUUGGCUUUGGCUUCGGUAAGCGUGAUGCCAGAAAGAGAUGGAGUGUAUGCGGAGCCGAAAGGCGCCAAGACUUGGAUCUCGAGACGAUCUGGGAGGACUGA
Messenger RNA from Plenodomus lingam JN3, 1989 nucleotides. NCBI's taxonomy places the organism in Eukaryota, Fungi, Ascomycota, Dothideomycetes, Pleosporales, Leptosphaeriaceae. The record is from RefSeq and is a predicted model, not a curated record.